AAAGGAAGUCCACAGAGUCUCUGAGUUCUUGUUCGGAAAAAAAUCAGGGGGUCUCAAUCGAAACGGGCGAUCGGCGGUAGCGGAAGCUUUUGUGGGCGGAGCUCCGGAUCGCUGUUUCAUACCCGUUUCCCUCUGCUGCGGAUAUUUCUGUCCGAUCUCUCUGAUUUUCGGAUCCUGGGUUGCGAGUUCUGAGUUGUGAUCUGUGAGCGAUUGGGAUUCGUCAUGGCGUCGAAACGCAUCUUGAAAGAGCUCAAGGAUUUGCAGAAGGAUCCUCCAACUUCUUGCAGCGCAGGUCCUGUGGCUGAGGACAUGUUUCAUUGGCAAGCAACGAUUAUGGGACCUCCUGAUAGCCCAUACGCAGGAGGUGUAUUCCUGGUCACCAUUCAUUUCCCUCCAGAUUAUCCUUUCAAGCCCCCCAAGGUUGCAUUUAGGACUAAGGUCUUCCACCCGAAUAUCAAUAGCAAUGGAAGCAUUUGCCUUGAUAUCCUGAAAGAGCAAUGGAGCCCAGCACUUACUAUCUCUAAGGUAUUGCUCUCAAUCUGCUCAUUGUUGACUGACCCAAAUCCCGAUGACCCUCUCGUGCCGGAGAUCGCACACAUGUACAAAACUGAUCGAGCCAAGUACGAAUCCACCGCACGUAGCUGGACUCAGAAGUAUUCAAUGGGUUGAAGAUGUUUUUUCCAGAUUUAGAGUUUAGUUUUGGGAGGGACAGGUAUGGGGCCUUUCAAUUUAGGAAGAACAGACCGUUGUUCUUCCUCUGUUGUUCCUUCCAGAUUUCUAGACAGAAACUUAGUUUUCAAGUUUUAAUUCCAUCGACUAAGGAAUCGGUGUUGAUUUUUCAUCUCCAUUUCUUGUUGUAUCUUAAAAGACUGAGAAAUACAGAAAUCCAACGAACUGCUAUGUUUGCUGUUUUAUUCAUCCAAUAAAUUGAUCUGUUAUUGCAA
Pyrus x bretschneideri (Chinese white pear) is the source of this 944-nucleotide messenger RNA. RefSeq names its product ubiquitin-conjugating enzyme E2 28. Bases 223 to 669 code for a protein of 148 amino acids. Lineage: Eukaryota; Viridiplantae; Streptophyta; Magnoliopsida; Rosales; Rosaceae. Gene Ontology annotation, molecular function: ubiquitin conjugating enzyme activity. The record is from RefSeq and is a predicted model, not a curated record. Gene Ontology annotation, biological process: protein polyubiquitination. The transcript is spliced from 5 exons. Gene Ontology annotation, cellular component: nucleus.